AUGGUUUCCGCUGGAGGAAUCGGCAGAGGUGUUCGGGAGACUAGGCUGGCCUUUUCUAUCAUUCAACCCUCUCACUGGGAGUUUUUCUGUGAGCUGCAACCCGGUAUAAGCGUUAAAGAUCUCUCAGGAGUAAUAACACCGUUGACCAAGCUUAGGAAGCAAGAGCAGACCAUCUCCACCGUCGAAGCUGGGUCUCUCGACUGGGAAGCGGCUAUUACGGCUCGCCCGUGGCAGGUUACAAUCCAGAUUGUUACGUGGGCGACACAAAGAGACCCAUUGAUUCAGGCCUUCAUGCGAGUGCCUGUCGACACACCCUCGACUCUGGAGGAAGGUCAUCUCCAGAUCAUCUCUGAAGGCUGGAAUAAAGUCAGUGGUAUUAUAAAGAAGCUGCGGAAGAAAAGCUAUUUUGAACAAGCCUAG
Molecule: messenger RNA, 420 nt
Organism: Penicillium roqueforti
Lineage: Eukaryota; Fungi; Ascomycota; Eurotiomycetes; Eurotiales; Aspergillaceae
Exons: 3
Coding region: 1-420 (139 amino acids)
Source: RefSeq, a predicted model, not a curated record